AGAUUUGGCUGCACGGUGACAGCCAGCCAGCCGGUGAGAGGGGAACUGGCUUCCGGUGGCCAGAGGGAGGCAGCUCACUUGCCCGGGAUUAAGUGGGAUCGGGAGAGAUUACAGCCCUCCUCUCUCUCUCUCUCUCUCUCUCUCUCUCUCUCCCUCUCUCUCUCUCUCGUUCCCUUGUAGUUCGAUGAAAGCGUAGUGCUCCGUCCAGUCUCCAGGGAAUAUUUACCCGUCGUAUUUUCGGUUUCCUGCACCCAUAACGGUGCUAAAACCUGCAGGAGCUGCAGGACAGAGGUUCGCAGCAUCCCUGAGGACUUGGUCGUACAGGUCAUUGCCAGUACUGGUAAGCUGUCAGCGGGGAAGUCGGGGUCAGAGGUCGGGAGUCCGAUGACCAUGAGGCAGGCGGUGGAGGCUCAGGUGUUAAACCCCCACUGUGAACUUGGAGAACACGGCCUGCGUCAGAUCCUGACAGAUGUGAUCGAGGAGGUGAGGCAGUCGGUAAAUCAGGACAUCGAUGGAGCGGAGAUUCUCCACAGUUUGUUGAACGCCCCCUGGCUGCAGUCGCUGCUCAAGGUUUACGAGUGUCUUCAGAGGCACCUGAGAGAUUCCCCAGCUCCGGUUCUGGACUACGCUUCAGGACUCUCACUUCAGUUGCUGAUCGACAUCAGGGCGUUACAGGGCGGCUCUGAAGAGGCCAAAGAGCUCUACCGUCUCCUGCGGCAGCCUCACCUGCAGGCUCUUCUGUCUGCUCAUGAUUCGGUGGCCCAGCGGGACUAUGAGCCAAUGCUGCCACCGAUGCCCGAGGACCUGCCGGACGACGAGGAGGCCACCAGGAUCGUCUGCCUGGUCAAAAACAAACAACCCUUGGGAGCGACUAUAAAGAGGAACGAGGUCACGGGGGAGAUUUUCAUCGCCCGGGUGAUUCACGGAGGACUGGCUGAUCGAAGUGGUCUGCUCCAUGCAGGGGACCGGAUCAUAGAGGUGAACGGUUUCCCCGUGGCCGGGAUGGAGCCUGAGCAAGUCAUCCAAGUCGUGCAAGUGAGGUCGCAGGGCACCAUCAUGUUCAAGGUGGUUCCCAUCACAGAAAGGCCGGUCCACAACCAGACAAUGCUCUACGUGCGGUCCAUGGCCGACUACAGCCCCCAACAGGACCCGUCCAUCCCCUGCGCCGACGCCGGUAUGAGCUUCCGAAAGGGCGACGUGCUGGAGAUCGUGGACCAGACCGACGCCCUCUGGUGGCAGGCCAAGAAACUUCCCAGCAACACGGACUGCGCCGGCCUCAUCCCCUCCACCAACCUGCUCAGACGGAAGCAGAGGGAUUUCUGGUGGGCUCAGCCUUAUCAGCCACAUGCCUGCGUUCAGACCUUGAGCACUGUAGACGAAGGUAAGCGGAGAUUACACUUCAGGUUUGGGGCCAAAAAACGACAUGUAUUUCUAUGUUCUCCCUCAGAUAUAACUUUUUACUUUCCACCCACAGAGGAAGACAUGAUGGCCAUUGAUGAGAAAUGUCUCGAAGCAGAUGAGGAGGCAUUUGAAUCUGAGGAGCUCAGAGAAGAGGAGGAUGACUUCACCAGCAACAUUGAGGGGAUUUACUUAACGGGCUUCAGGCGCAGCAUGCGUCUGUGCAGGCGGCACUUUCACAGCACCACGCAGCCGUCCUGCCACACUCGCUGUCCCAGCAGCUGCCACAGCACCCUCAACAGCCCGUACGAGGAGGUGGUUCGCUACCAGCGGCAACCACAGGACCCACACCGCCUUAUCGCCCUCUUAGGUCCGUCUAGUGUGGGUGUGAAUGAACUUCGGAGGCGCUUGAUUGAAAUGAACCCCAACGUCUUCCAGGGAGCUUUAGCUUACACCACGAGAGCACGCAAAGCCUACGAGGAGUCGGGAAGAGAAUAUUUCUUCACCAGCAGAGAAGUCUUCGACAACAUGGUUUAUAACAACAGGUUUCUGGAGUACGGCGAGUACAAAGGGAAUCUGUACGGCACCAGCAUCGAGUCUGUGAGGGAGGUUUUAAACCGGGGAAAGAUCUGCGUCAUCGACAUCGAGCCCAACGCCAUUCAGGCAGUGAGGACCCACGAACUGAAGGCCUACAUCAUCUAUGUGAAGCCUCCGCCUCUGGAGCACCUCAGGGAGACCAGACAGGAUUCGUGCAUCACCACCAACUACUUUGUCAACAGACCCUUCAAAAGCGAAGACUUCCAGGAGAUGGAGGAGGCCGCCCGCAAGAUGGAGUCGCACUUCUGUCAGUUUUUCGACCACGUGAUCGUCAACGAUGAGCUGCAGGACUCCUGCGUCCAGCUGCUGACCGCGGUGAGGAAGGCUCAGGACGAGCCGCAGUGGGUCCCUGCCAGCUGGAUACGGCCCACCACCGAGUCCUGAGGGAGGAUGGAGGAGAAGACGAGGGGCGAAGAGAGAUGUGGACCCGAAACCGGUUGGAAUAUCAUCUGGAAAAGCUUAACUUUGAAAUCAAUUUGUUUUUGUGUCCAACGCUGCAUUUUCAAGGGGAGUAGGGCAUGAAAAGAAAAAAAUCGGAAUAUUUUGAUCCGGGUGUUUCUGACGUGCUUGAUCUGGUUCUUAAGUCGUCGUCAAAUCCCCAAAGACGAGAUGAAGCUGGACUCGUGCCCAAAGAAAUCCCUGAAACUCUGUCAGUUUAAUCAGCUUUUUGUUUGUCUUUUAAAAGUAGGAAGACAACUGUAUUUAGACACGUAUAAUAACACUACGGUCUUGGAGUUAUUACAGUGAGAGAGUGCUUAGAAAAAGGUAGAUUUGUACUUUGCACGUAGCUUUUCAAUUCCUUGCCCUGCUCCCCUCUGUUGUAACACAGAUCUGCAAAAAAGGUUUGUCCAACUGAUGUUUACAAGUAGAAAUCAAAAUGUAGUUGUUGUUUUUUUAUCUCGUAGGAUGGAUACUUUACAAUAAUCUGAAAGAAUGAUCCAGGUGAGCGGACUCCCUGUGUAGAUUCUGUGUGGUGGAGCCACAGAAUAGGAUGAAGUUCUCCACAUGUCACGUCUAAUCAUUUCUUUAUGUUUUUCUAUAGCUUAGCGUUUGUCAUUGCAUGCCAAAAAUUUACCCACGGUUUACAAAAAAGCAAAAUUAACCAAAUGCUGUGUUUGGCAAACUUGCAAAAAUAGCACUUAGUGACCUUAAACCAUGUUUUUCAUAGUAAAAUACUACCAAAGUGCAUGCAAAGCGAUGACAUUUUAAAACUUGUACCUGUUUGUGACGUUAAUAAAGCAACUCUGAUAGUAAUUUA
Molecule: messenger RNA, 3253 nt
Organism: Hippoglossus stenolepis (Pacific halibut)
Lineage: Eukaryota; Metazoa; Chordata; Actinopteri; Pleuronectiformes; Pleuronectidae
Gene: mpp4b
Product: MAGUK p55 scaffold protein 4b
Exons: 21
Coding region: 385-2379 (664 amino acids)
Cellular component (GO): adherens junction; plasma membrane
Molecular function (GO): protein binding
Source: RefSeq, a predicted model, not a curated record